AUGCCUCAGACCAUUCAACUGGGCGAGUAUUCGAGGAUUGAAGCAAUUACAGGCUACGACGAGGCAGAAAGUAUGGAGGUGAACCCACCGGGACCGAAACGUACGCUUAUUCCGACGCGACAACAAUAUCGGUGCCGGAAUGGGGGAGUAUGA
Plasmopara halstedii is the source of this 153-nucleotide messenger RNA. RefSeq lists its product as uncharacterized. The transcript has 2 exons. NCBI's taxonomy places the organism in Eukaryota, Oomycota, Peronosporomycetes, Peronosporales, Peronosporaceae. The coding region runs from base 1 to 153 and encodes 50 amino acids. The record is from RefSeq and is a predicted model, not a curated record.